AUGUCUGCCUCCGACGAGAUUGUGUGGCAGGUCAUCAACCAGCAGUUUUGCUCUUUCAAGCUCAAACUUCCGACGAAGAAUCAGAAUUUCUGUCGCAAUGAAUACAAUGUUACUGGUCUCUGCAACCGCCAGUCGUGUCCGCUCGCAAACUCCCGCUACGCCACCAUCCGCUCCCAUCCCGAAACGGGCGCCCUCUACCUCUACAUAAAGACGAUUGAACGGUCGCAUCAGCCGAGCCGCUGGUGGGAGCGCAUCAAGCUUUCUUCCAACUACGCCAAGGCUCUUGAACAGGUCGACCAACGCCUGAUAUACUGGCCCAAGUAUCUCGUACACAAGAACAAGCAGCGUCUCACUCGUCUGACUCAAGUCCGUAUCCGCUCGCAACGUCUUGCCAAGGAGCAGGAACGCCUUGGAGAGACCCUCGUGCCCAAGCUUGCCCCCAAGGUCCGACGCCGCGAGGAGACACGCGAGCGUAAGGCUGCCGCUGCCGCCAAGGUUGAGCGUGCAAUCGAGAGAGAGCUUAUCGAACGUUUGAGGAGCGGUGCAUAUGGCGAGCAGCCUCUGAACGUCGACGAGGCUGUCUGGAAGAAGGUGCUCAAGGGCUUGGAGCGCGGUGGUGAGGGCGAGAGGGACGAGGACCUGGAUGAGGGUAUUGAGGAAGAGAUUGAGGAGGAGAUGGAGAACGAAGAGGGUGUUGGAGAUGUCGAGUAUGUCAGCGACAUUGAUGGCAGCGAGUCCGAGGACGAAGAUCUGGGCGACCUAGAGGACUGGAUCGGCGACGAGUCCGGUGAAGACGAUGAGUCUGAGGAAGCCAGCGAUGAAGAGGAGGACGAGAGCGACGAGGGCAGCGAGGAGGACGAGGAAGAGGAUACUGAGAAGCUGAAGAAGGCUCUCGCCAACAUGAAGAGGAAACGCGGUCCGGAGCCUACGCCCAAGUCCAGCAAGAAGAAGUCGUCCAAGGGUCCCAAGCGGGAGAUUGAGUACGAAUACGAGCCCGCGCCUCGCGAGACCAUCCGCGCGUAG
This is a messenger RNA of Diplodia corticola, 1023 nucleotides long. RefSeq names its product 66s preribosome component mak16. The transcript has 4 exons. The coding region runs from base 1 to 1023 and encodes 340 amino acids. Gene Ontology annotation, cellular component: preribosome, large subunit precursor; nucleolus. Gene Ontology annotation, biological process: maturation of 5.8S rRNA; maturation of LSU-rRNA. The record is from RefSeq and is a predicted model, not a curated record. Lineage: Eukaryota; Fungi; Ascomycota; Dothideomycetes; Botryosphaeriales; Botryosphaeriaceae.